Heterotrigona itama is the source of this 5175-nucleotide messenger RNA. NCBI's taxonomy places the organism in Eukaryota, Metazoa, Arthropoda, Insecta, Hymenoptera, Apidae. The record is from the annotation of a GenBank genome assembly.
AUAAAAUGAAACUACAAAUUUUUACUAUAUGAAAUAUAUUUUUUUCUGUAUAUAACAAUAAUAGUAAACAUUUCAGAUAAUUCUCAAGCACAAUCAAAAAAUGGUAAAUUCAUAUAAAAUUAUUUUAUUCUCUCCAAGAAAUGUGUACAUCAUCUGUUCUAUAUCGUUGUACACAACUUGUUUCUGUCCAUGAAGUAUGCCCUUGAGUUUUGUACUGAAGUAAUCCAGCUACAGCAAUCAUUACACCAUUAUCUAUGCAAAACCGUUCAUCUGUAGCAUAAAGCACCGCAUUUCUUUCCUCGCACAUAACUUUCAUCAUAUCUUGCAACCUUUCGUUACAUCCUACACCACCAACUAUCAAUACUUCUGAUGAUUUUACAUGAGCCAUUGCUCUCUCUGUAAUUUCAAUAAGCAUGGCAAAUACUGUUUCUUGUAAAGAGAAACACAAGUCUUCUGGAGUAAAUUCCUUCGAAUCAAGCCAACCAGACAAAUGUUCUUCUAUGUAACUUAAAAUUCCCGAAAAAGACACAUCCAUUCCUUUCACUACAUAAGGCAAUGGAGCUAACUUUGUCCCUCUAUGCAUGCAAUUUGUUCAAUGUUGUAACCGGGGCUAGGAUCAUUUGAAAAUUUCAGUAAUCUUGCAAAACGAUCUAAACAAUUUCCAACAGCGAUGUCUAUUGUUUCGCCAAAAAUGCGAUAUCUUUGCCGAGAAUAUGCGAUAACUUGUGUAUUUCCUCCAGAAACGUAUAGAACAGUUGGAUUUACACUUCCUGUGAUCAAUCGUCCCAUUUCUAUAUGACCGAUACAAUGAUUCACUGCAACUAUUGGUUUAUUAUAUAUUUGAGCAACUGUUCUUGCUACCAAUGCAGCGACUGUUAACGGCGCACCCAUUCCUGGCCCUUUUGUAUAACAUAUGACAUCCACAUCUUUUAAUGUUAUUUUAGCUUCAUCCAACGCCUUUUGCAGAACAUUGAGAAUACAUUCUCUAUGAUGUUGCGCAGUUUCGCGGGGCAGGAAUCCUUUUUAAAAUAGACUUUAAAAGGUUUAACAUAUAAUAACAUAUAAUAAUAAUGUUAUUAUAUAUAUAAUUUAUAAUAUAUAUUUAGUUUAAUAUAUACUAAUAUAUAAUAGUUUAAAUAACAACAAACCAGAAGUAUCAAUUAUUCUUGUGCGUUAUAACUUGCGUAUAUCGGUAAAAGUAAUAACAUGAAAGGUUAGGUUCACCUUCGCCGGGUGGGGUGACAUACGUAUGCCGGACGUUUGAGAGAACAUCCUGAUCUCGAAUAAUUCCAACGCCUAGCUUAUUUGCGCUGCCCUCGAAUCCAAUGGCAAUUGUCAUUUUUGCGUUUUGACUUUAAAAGAAAACUUUAACUCCAAAUAAAAUUCGUGUGGUGCAAGACCAUUGGCACAUGGGUUCAAUUAAUUAUCCAAUAGAAAGACACAUGCGCAGUAGAAUUGCACUGUAACUUUCCCCAACUUUUACUUAUACGUUACGCUUACGUAUUCUAUAAAGAACGACAAAAAAAAAUAAAAGAAAAAGAAAUACUUCGAUAAACGCGAAAAAAAAUACGUAACUCGCGUGACGUGGAUGUCAAACCGGGAACAAGCGGCGAGACUAAAAAAUCGUUGCAAAUAACGAUAGGAAUUCGUUGCUAUGGCCGUGUAGUCCCCGUGGCGACAUCUGUCACUUGUCUCGUUUGGAAUGCAUCCUCUUGCAUUUGGUGCGGCUCUAGAAGGAGAAUCUCCUUAACGAUCUUCAUUCGUGAAACGUCACGCGGAAGUGAUUCACCGAUUCUCGUGCCAGAAAAUGCGAAUCUAGCGAUUCGCCGCGGUGAGGAAAAGUGAGUGUCGUCAAUCUGGAAUAGUUGUUGAGCCCCGGUGUGAAUGCCGUGAAAACCCCUCCUCGGGUAGCGCCUCGCCACGGGUGGGCGAUUGAUUUUCAAAGUGCGACCGUCCGGUGCGAAUGAAACGAAAGCCCCUUAACGCACUUCGGUACAGGGGGAAAAGAAAAAAAAAAAGAAAAAGUAGCCAGACAACGCUAACCAAAAAACUAGAGAUCUGUCUCGAUACUGUCUGAGUAAGAGUUUUUGUGUGAAACUACGUUGAAAAAAAAGAGAAAGAAUAUAUAUAUAUGUAUAUAUUACACACAUCAUACACACAUAUAUAUAUAUAUAUUUUAUACAGAUAUAUACAUAGUGCAAUGGGUGAAAAGAGCGAAGCCGACCUUCGCUUUUGACGAAAGAAAGGAGCGAAGGAGGCUAUAACGCGUGCAUACCGGUCAUCGGACACUCUCUUCCCUUUCCUUUCGCCACCUCAGGCGAACGCCCGAGGUUAUCUGCGUACGCACGGUUUCAGAAUUCUCCGUAACGACACCAGCGCAAAAGGUGCGUGUUACAAUCGGGUAAUAUCUAAAAUGGUGUCGCGAAAUCGCGCGCGACCGGGCCUUCACGUGACCUUCGUGUAUUCCGUUGCCCCCCCAGCCACGAAUUCCGCGCUGCCGCGUUCCGGUGUGGCUGCGGGUCGCACGCGACAAGAUGUCCUCCGACGCGAGAGGACCGAGACGGUGACACGUUCGGCACGCGGAUCACCGAACGAUGUCGAGAAAACGGCUGCGGAAACCACGCCGCCGCGGCCGGGCCGUUCAUUGUAUUUCCCUCCACCAGUGCACGACUCGCGGUGUUCACGAUCGACGAAGCAAUCUUACCGCGAAUCGGGGCUACGUGAGUGCCGCCGGUAAUGGCAUUGCCCGGGUAAUGCCCGGGAGAUAAACUUCCACGUACCUGUUCGCGCGUUCCGGUUCGGUAUGAGAAACGCGUAAAACACUGGACACGAUCGGCGCGCGCGACGCCUUUCGAGGGCGGUCUCUGAAUUUGUUGGUUCGGCUCAUUGAAUGUCCACGCGACCAACAUUUGUGGAUCGUGGAUCGAAGCGUACUACAAUUCUGGACGUGCAGUGAGUGGCGAUGGCCAGUCGAUCCAAGGGACGUAUGACACUGGUUCUAGCGGUUCUCAUGGCCAUUAAUUCAACGUAUUAUCAUCUUUAUGGGCGUUCUGUCGUGUAUUGAAAAUUAAUGUGUUCACUGCUCUCGCAGGAGUUCGGAUCACCACAACUUUUCGCGCCUCCUAUACUUUCAUUCUAUACAUCUCUAUCAGGAAUGUCACGGGACUAUGAUAGACGAAGAGGAGGUAGCGGUAGUGGUAGCAGCUCUAGCAAGUUACGGAUGGAUACCAAUGUAUCACAACCCAGGCCACAUGGUGAGAAUUCAGGAAAACGAAGAGAAUUAGACAGUGUAAUGCGGAAGGCACGCGAAUCUCAAUCAAGUUAUUGGAACAAAAAGCUCUUAGAAGUAGAAGAACGUGAUCCAAACAGAUGGCGACACAGUGGAUAUAAGGAACUAUAUGUUGGUGGCACAACAAGCGGGGAACCUAGUAGGGGGCAUCCUCGAAGUCCAAGAAGUCCCAGACCUCGAAGUCCUCAUAUUCCAAGACCACGUAGUCCUAGAACUAGAAGCCCGCGUUCACCUCGCGAUAGAUCACACACGAGAGGAAGACCUACGCGCAGUCCAAGCACAGGAAGUACUUGCUCUGAUCGAUCAUGCAGUGUCUGUUCACCAAAGGAGAGACGACGCAUUGCUCAGCCUUCUCGUUCACGUUCAAGAUCGCUCACACCAGUUCGAGCUCGAGCACACCCAAAAGAAGUAGUACCAUCAAGUUCGCGAGUAAUACCAACUCGUACUAGACCAAGGUCACCUCCUUUGCCACGUCCACGUACACCUCCACCCACGCCACAACCUCCACCACGUCAUCAAAAGGACUAUAAAACAAUUAAAGAAAAAGAAACCAAGGUCCGACGUAAAGAAAAACAUCAUGCCAGAAUUCCAGAAGAUCCACGAGUUCCAGAUCCUAUCCCAUUGAUGCGUAAACCUGUAAAAGUAGAAAAAACUCACUCAAGUCAUGGAUCAACACAAAUGAUCAGGCCACCUCCCGAGUCCUCACCUAGCGAAGAUAGUGACAGUUCUUCCGCAACAUCACAUGUAGGCCCACCUAGAAUGACAUUGUCAGAGCGAUUUGGUAAAAUGGCACAAUGGAGCGUAGAUCGUAGAGAUAUGGAAAAUAUGCGUAUUACAAAAGAUGGAGAAAACGCGAUGAAAGUAGUAAUAGAAGGUGAAGAAAGAAUUGCAAGACUUGGUUAUGAUUCCCCACCACCAGGACAUUAUCCGGAAUCACUUUUAGCACAAGGGCCAAGAGGUUUAGAAUGUUGGGAUGAUGUUCGUGUUAGAUAUGAUUAUUACAAAGCAAGAGGAUACCUUCGAGAUCUUACUUUAGAUGAUUAUAUAAAAUGGGAAGAAUGGUGGUAUAAGUAUCAAGAAUGGUUAGAAGCAGAACGUUUUUACGAACAAUGGGCCUCUUCAAACCGUCCUUCCGGGGGAACUCGGAAGAGGCGUGGGCGACGUAACAAUACAGCUCAUUAAAAUUCAUUUCAUAAACCCAUUACAAAUCAUUCUCGAUUCAUAGACAUUAUCAUUAAUAAAUACAAUAAAUACUGUAAUAUUUGUUGUGCUUAGAAAGGAGUGCAAGUGUGUAAAAGCUAUGCAGAUACACAUUCAUAUAGAAAUCAUGCGUGAUCGCAUGUAUAAAUACAUAUGUACGUACAUGUGCGUAUACGCAUGCGUACUAAGAGAUACGACUGUGUUGUAAGAACUUCAUUCUCAUCGAUUUAUCAAGUAAAAAAUUAAUCUACAAAAUUUUCGUUUUUCAUUUGAUUACUUUACAUAUAAUAUUUUAUAUUCAUUAAGAUAUUUAGAAAUAAGCAUGAACGUGUGUAACGAAUUAAUAAUAAUAUUAAGAAAGAUUUAUUUUUGUUUAUAUUUUGCUUAAUUUUGUUUUGUCACAUAUUUUUUUAUUUAUGAUAAACAGUGAUCUUAUGAAAUUAUUUUCUAUUUAAUAUUUUAAUUUUUUUAUGAACCUCAUCUUAGUAAACAACUUUUUAAUGACGUAAGAAGUUAUAAUAAAAAAAAAAUCAAACUGAUUUUUGUAUUAAAAAAUUUCAAUCAUAAGAUAAAUGUUUUUUCUAUCAUUUCAUUUUUUAAAAAAAACCUAAUUCUUUAAAUGUACAGGGUAUUCCAAGUUUUAUCAACUAAACUUUAAAUGGUAUUAAGAUAAAUUUAGGUAAAAA